AGUUUAUUAUGGAACCUAUAGAAAGGGAACAAUGGCAAGAUAAAUACAGUGAUCCUUCAAAACCUCAAAGAUCAAAUGUUAUUCCUCUGAACUGUCUAAACGAGGGUUUGAAUAAAGAACAGCAAGAGUUCUCAGAGAAUCAACACCAAUCAGAGAUGUCCCUCAUGCAAGCUAGACCACUCAAGGGGAAUACAGGUCCCGAAGAUCAACAGACCAUGGUCAAGAGGAUGUGUGAAUUCGCUCUCAAAAAUCUCAAUGAUCCUCGCUGAGUUCAGCAAUUCGGAAAUAUGAUGAAAUCAUUUACAAUGAGCCAGCUCGAUCAUCUGAAUGGAGAGCCUGAGGCUGAUGCACAAGAUGCAGUAAAGCAUCACCAUAUUGAGCUUGAUCAGCCCAUUGAAGAGUAUGAGCAUCGAAUUGAAGGGCCUGAGCAUCAAAUUGAAGAACCUGAGUAUCCCAUUGAAGAGCCUGAGUAUCACAUUGAAGAGCCUGAGUAUCACAUUGAAGAGCCCGAGCAAAGCAUGGAAGAGCCUCAAAAACUCAGUGAUAGCCGUGACCAGAAGACCAUGAGCAAUCUUACCAAAAAUUUGGAGCAAAUAAAUUGUCAAGGCGACCAACAAAUUAGCCACAAAUUAGAGAAAACAAAUGAGUAUCAGAAAUUGCCAAGUUUUCUCAAAGAAAAGAGGGCUCCUCAGAUUAGUCACAAUUCAGAUCAGUCCUUAGUAAAAGAAAGUUUGAUGAAGGGAUCACUAGGAACCAAUUACCUCCAAAGCAGGGCGUCAUAUGAGGAGGAUAAGUACGAUCCAUCAAGCUCUGAUUCUAAUACGAGUGAAUCUGGGUCUUCAGAUUGAUCAUGGAAGGACUCAUUAUAUGAGCCUCCUCCUCGUACAUUCGAUCCAGAUCAUCUAUCCGAUGCUCAUGUAUUCUCAGAAGCUGAAGUUUUCUCAGAUUCUUACUCUGACGACACAAAAGAGUGAGGCUAUUUCAAAGUUUCCCAAGUAGACAAUGUCUUGAAUUCAGGUUCUCAAGAGCCUAAUGAUUCUAGUGAGAAUGACUCUCAGCCUGAGGUAAAAGAGUACUCAGGCAUUAUAAGCCUCAAAAUGAUCAAGACUACAUGUAAAGAAAUUUAUUUAGAAGUAGCAUCUGAAAGUAGUAGUAAUUCAAUAGACGAAGAAGAGGCAUUUGAAAGUAAAAGUGAUCUAACACAAGAAAAAAAGGAAUCUGAAAAUAGUUGGGAUUUAAUAAGCCAAAAAGAGGUAUCUGAUAGUAGUAGUGAUACAAUCGAGGAAGAUAAAUCAUUAGAAAAAAGUAGUGCCCAAUAGAU
Molecule: messenger RNA, 1321 nt
Organism: Moneuplotes crassus
Lineage: Eukaryota; Ciliophora; Spirotrichea; Euplotida; Euplotidae
Source: the annotation of a GenBank genome assembly